GCAGUGAGCCAACACUGUUACCUUUUUGGAACCCACCCUCGCUUGCACUACUCUUUUCUUUUCUUUCUCCUUUUCUCCUCUCUCUCUCUCUCUCUCUCUCUCAAAAAUGGUGGACCACUUCAUUGUUUGCAUCGAUCAGAUAAUAGCCUCCACGGCCUGUUUUGGAUCACUGGAUGCGAGAACCUGUGAUCAUGGAGUUGAUCUUAUGAUACCGGUUUCUGACAAUGCUGGAGAAGGGUGUUGCUCUUCUCCAAACAAGUAUGAUGAUGAAGAUGUCGUUGAGUGCAGAAUAUGUCAGGAAGAAGAUCAAGUCCAAGCCAUGGAGGCACCUUGUUCUUGUAAUGGCACUCUCAAGUUUGCUCAUAGGAAUUGUAUCCAGAGAUGGUGCAAUAAGAAAGGAAAUACAAUAUGUGAAAUCUGUAAACAGGAGUUCUCACCAAAUUAUUCUCUUCCACCAGUCAGAAGCAAUGCAAUUAUGGCAAUUGAUAUAAGGCAAGAAUCUGGGAAUAAUGCUGAUAUGCAUGUUGAUCUAGCUUCAGCUGAGCACCAGUUGCUGCAAACUGAGUAUGAAGAUUAUGCCAUGUCACAAACCAGUAGCAUUGCUUGCCUACGAUCUACCACUCUCUUGUUGUUGAUAAUUUUGCUUGUACGCCAAGCUUUAAUGGUCACAAAGAACUCCACAACUGGACAAGAUACGUCAAUAAUCUUUAAUCUUGAGAUAUCACUUCUUCAAUUUGCUGGUGUUCUUUUGCCGUGCUAUGCAAUGGCACGAUCCUGGUAUGCGAUACAAAACCGAAGACGGCAGGUUUAAGUCAUGUAACAGAUGAUGUUAUCUUCACUGGAUGUCACAAAAUUUGAGCAAUUAUAAGAAGAAACAACAUGCUUUUGCUGUUGUAUAUAUAGACCAUGCCAUGGUAAAAUACCACAAAGUGAAGUUAUUUUUCAGAGCAAUUUUCUGCACCUAUUUCCUCCUGUGGAAAAGGAA
Molecule: messenger RNA, 985 nt
Organism: Vigna umbellata (rice bean)
Lineage: Eukaryota; Viridiplantae; Streptophyta; Magnoliopsida; Fabales; Fabaceae
Biological process (GO): protein ubiquitination
Cellular component (GO): membrane
Molecular function (GO): ubiquitin-protein transferase activity; zinc ion binding
Source: RefSeq, a predicted model, not a curated record